AUGUACAUUGUUACGCUCUACUCUGCAUCAGUAAUUUUCUGUCUGUUUCCUUUGAAGCCACUAAUCCUUGAUAUCGUCUGUCCUCUCAACGAUUCAAGACCAAAAACGUUUGCGUUGCAGACCGAUUACUCUAUCUACGGCAUCAAUGCAAAUGACAAUCAUUUUAUGAUCACAAUGCAUGGGUUGUUUACUGUGACGAUUCUGAUACAUUUUAUAGUAACAAUUGAUACUUUCAUGUUAAUCAUAGUCCUACAUUGUUGUGGACUAUUUGAAUCUAUCCGGGCAGAUUUUUUUCCAGAACGGCAGUAUAAAAUUGUAUGUGACGGCAUAAUAAUACAUCAUCGAGCCAUAACAUUGGCUGAAUCCAUUGAAACAUCGUUUACAAUAAUGUAUGGGUUCCUAGUUUUAAUCACCAUGAUACUAAUCAGUGUUGUAGGACUCCAAACAAUCAUGAAUUUUAAUGAUCCAACCGAAGUGAUUAGAUGCGCUGCAUUUGGGGCCACCCUGAGUCUCCACUUGUUUUUCAUAAGUAUGCCGGGUCAAGAAUUAUAUGAUCAUAGUAAUCGAGCUUCGGAAAUAAUUUACAGUUGCAAUUGGUCCGGUAUGUCUCUCAAGGCGAAAAGACUGAUAUCCAUCAUGUUGAUGCGUAGUAUGAAACCAAUGCGAAUGACUGCUGCGAAAUUUUACCCUCAAAAUAUGGAGAGUUUUGGGAAAGUGUUGAAAACUUCAUUUUCGUUCUUCACAGUGAUGUUGUCAAGUCAAUGAUUCUUACCUAGAAUUCACGUCCAAAACCGAAGUGUAUUUUUUAA
Molecule: messenger RNA, 809 nt
Organism: Diachasma alloeum
Lineage: Eukaryota; Metazoa; Arthropoda; Insecta; Hymenoptera; Braconidae
Gene: Or160nte
Product: odorant receptor 10a
Exons: 7
Coding region: 1-765 (254 amino acids)
Biological process (GO): detection of chemical stimulus involved in sensory perception of smell; sensory perception of smell
Cellular component (GO): plasma membrane
Molecular function (GO): odorant binding; olfactory receptor activity
Source: RefSeq, a predicted model, not a curated record